Messenger RNA from Nycticebus coucang (slow loris), 6589 nucleotides. It is a transcript of the gene IRS2, whose product is annotated as insulin receptor substrate 2. Gene Ontology annotation, molecular function: phosphatidylinositol 3-kinase binding; insulin receptor binding. Gene Ontology annotation, biological process: insulin receptor signaling pathway. NCBI's taxonomy places the organism in Eukaryota, Metazoa, Chordata, Mammalia, Primates, Lorisidae. The transcript has 2 exons. The record is from RefSeq and is a predicted model, not a curated record. Bases 66 to 4070 code for a protein of 1334 amino acids. Gene Ontology annotation, cellular component: plasma membrane; cytosol.
CCCCUCCGCCCCACGCCUCAGCCCUUCCACGCCGGGCCGGGGCGGCGCGGCCUGAAGCUCCGGCGAUGGCCAGCCCGCCGCUGCACGGGCCCCCCGGGCCGGCGAGCGGAGACGGCCCCAAUCUCAACAACAACAACAACAACAACCACAGCGUGCGCAAGUGCGGCUACCUGCGCAAGCAGAAGCACGGCCACAAGCGCUUCUUCGUGCUGCGCGGGCCCGGCGCGGGCAGCGACGAGGCGACAGCGACGGCGGGCGGGGGGUCGGCUCCGCAGCCGCCGCGGCUCGAAUACUACGAGAGCGAGAAGAAGUGGCGGAGCAAGGCGGGCGCCCCGAAGCGGGUGAUCGCGCUCGACUGCUGCCUCAACAUCAACAAGCGCGCCGACGCCAAGCACAAGUACCUGAUCGCCCUCUACACCAAGGACGAGUACUUCGCGGUGGCGGCGGAGAGCGAGCAGGAACAGGAGGGCUGGUACCGCGCGCUCACCGACCUGGUCAGCGAGGGCCGCGCCGGCGCCGGCGACGCGCCCCCCGCCGCCUCGGCCACCUCUGGGUCCUGCAGCGCCUCCCUGCCGGGCGCCCUGGGCGGCUCGGCCGGCGCGGCCGGGGCCGAUGACAGCUACGGGCUGGUGGCACCCGCCACGGCCGCCUACCGCGAGGUGUGGCAGGUGAACCUGAAGCCCAAGGGUCUGGGCCAGAGCAAGAACCUGACGGGCGUGUACCGCCUGUGCCUGUCGGCGCGCACCAUCGGCUUCGUGAAGCUCAACUGCGAGCAGCCGUCGGUGACGCUGCAGCUCAUGAACAUCCGCCGCUGCGGCCACUCGGACAGCUUCUUUUUCAUCGAGGUGGGCCGCUCGGCUGUCACCGGCCCCGGAGAGCUGUGGAUGCAGGCGGACGACUCGGUGGUGGCGCAGAACAUUCACGAGACCAUCCUGGAGGCCAUGAAGGCGCUCAAGGAGCUCUUCGAGUUCCGGCCGCGCAGCAAGAGCCAGUCGUCGGGGUCGUCGGCCACGCACCCCAUCAGUGUCCCCGGCGCGCGCCGCCACCACCACCUGGUCAACCUCCCCCCCAGUCAGACGGGCCUGGUACGCCGCUCGCGCACCGACAGUCUGGCCGCCACCCCCCCGGCCGCCAAGUGUAGCUCAUGCCGAGUGCGCACAGCCAGCGAGGGCGACGGCGGCGCGGCGGCGGCGGGGGCCGGGGCUGCGGGCGGCAGGCCGGUGUCGGUGGCUGGGAGUCCCCUGAGCCCCGGGCCGGUGCGCGCGCCCCUGAGCCGCUCGCACACCCUGAGCGGCGGCUGCGGCGGGCGCGGGAGCAAGGUGACGCUGCUGCCGGCAGGGGGCGCCCUGCAACACAGCCGCUCCAUGUCCAUGCCCGUGGCGCACUCGCCGCCCGCCGCCACCAGCCCCGGCAGCCUGUCUUCCAGCAGCGGGCAUGGCUCGGGCUCCUACCCUCCGCCUCCGGGCGCCCACCCGCACCUGCCGCACCCCCUGCACCACCCCGCGAGCCAGCGGCCCUCCAGCGGCAGCGCCUCAGCCUCCGGCUCCCCCAGCGACCCGGGCUUCAUGUCCCUGGACGAGUACGGCUCCAGCCCUGGCGACCUCAGAGCCUUCUGUAGCCACAGGAGCGACACGCCCGAGUCCAUCGCGGAGACCCCCCCGGCCCGAGACGGCAGCGGGGGCGCGCUGUGCGGCUACAUGACCAUGGACAGGCCCCCAAGCCACUGUGGCCGCCCCUACCGCAGGGUCUCUGGGGACGCGGCCCAGGACUUGGACAGAGGGCUGAGGAAAAGGACUUACUCGCUGACCACACCUGCCCGGCAGCGGCCGGUGCCCCAGCCCUCUUCGGCCUCCCUGGACGAAUACACCCUGAUGCGGGCCACCUUCUCGGGCAGCUCCGGUCGCCUGUGCCCGGCGUGCCCCGCGUCUUCUCCCAAAGUGACUUACCACCCCUACCCCGAGGAUUACGGCGACAUUGAGAUCGGGUCCCACAGGAGCUCCAGCAGUAAUCUGGGGGCCGACGAUGGCUACAUGCCCAUGACCCCCGGCGUGGCCCUCAUGGGUAGUGGUGGAGGCAGCUGCAAGAGUGACGAUUACAUGCCCAUGAGCCCCACCAGCGUGUCCGCCCCAAAGCAGAUCCUGCAGCCAAGGGCCGCCACGGCCGCCUUGCCCCCCUCGGGAACCAUGGUGCCUGCGCCCACCUCUGCGGCCAACAGGACCUUUCCUGGGAAUGGGGGCAGCUAUAAGACCAGUUCACCCGCGGAGAGCUCCCCCGAGGACAGUGGGUACAUGCGGAUGUGGUGCGGCUCCAAACUGUCCAUGGAGAAUGCUGACAGCAAGCUGCUCCCCAACGGGGACUACCUCAACAUGUCCCCCAGCGACGCAGGCACCUCCGGGACCCCGCCUGACUUCUUCUCCGCAGCCUUGCACGGCGGGGCAGACUCGCUCAAAGGUGUGCCCGGCUACUGCUACAGCUCCCUGCCCCGCUCCUACAAGGCCCCUUACGCCUGCGGAGGGGGCAGCGACCAGUAUGUGCUCAUGAGCGCCCCUGUGGGGCGGAUCUUGGAAGAGGAGAGGGUGGAGCCGCCGGCCACCCCAGGGACCGCUCAGGCGGCCGGCACCUUCGGGGCCAGUGGGAGCAGCCAUGCUCCACCGCAUCACCCGGUAGUGCCUUCGCCCGCGAGGCCCGGCGGCAGUGGCCGCCCAGACGGCUUCCUGAGCCAGCGCUGUCGGGCCGUGCGGCCCACGCGGCUGUCCCUGGAGGGGCUGCAGACCCUGCCCAGCAUGCACGAAUACCCCCUGCCACCAGAGCCCAAGAGCCCGGGAGAGUACAUCAACAUUGACUUUGGCGAGGUGGGAGCCCGCCUGUCGCCGCCUGCCCCUCCGCUGCUGACAUCCGCAGCCUCGUCCUGCUCGCUGUUGUCCGCCAGCAGCCCGGCCUCGUCCCUGGGCUCGGGCACGCCUGGCACCAGCAGCGACAGCCGGCAGCGCUCCCCGCUCUCCGACUACAUGAACCUCGACUUCAGCUCGCCUAAGUCCCCCAAGCCGGGCACCCGGAGCGCAGACCCCGUGGGCUCUUUGGACGCCCUCCUCUCCCCCGAGGCCUCCUCGCCUUACCCGCCGCUGCCUCCGCGCCCUGCAGCCUCACCGUCCUCACUACAGCAGCCGCCACCCCCGCCGCCCCCGGGGGAGCUGUACCGCCUGCCCGCAGCUUCGGCAGCGGCCGUUGCCCAGGGUCCCCGCGCUGCGUCGUCGUUGUCGUCCUCUGAGACUGGGGACAAUGGUGACUACACCGAGAUGGCCUUUGGCGUGGCUGCCACCCCGCCACAACCCAUCGCAGCCCCCCCAAAGCUGGAAGGUAACCGAGUGACCAGCCCGACUUCUGGCCUGAAGAGGCUGAGUCUUAUGGACCAGGUGUCGGGGGUCGAGGCCUUCCUGCAGGCCGGCCAGCCUCCAGACCCACACCGGGGCGCCAAGGUCAUCCGCGCGGACCCACAGGGCGGUCGCCGCCGCCACAGCUCGGAGACCUUCUCUUCGACUACAACCGUCACCCCAGUGUCCCCAUCCUUCGCCCACAACCCCAAGCGCCACAACUCGGCCUCUGUGGAAAACGUGUCUCUCAGGAAAAGCAGUGAGGGCAGCAGUGGCGUCCUUGGUGGGGGUCCGGGUGGGGGCGACGAACCGCCCACGUCCCCAAGACAGCUGCAGCCUUCGGUCCAGGCGCCCUCUCUCCCACCGCAGGCCCGGCCGUGGGCCCCAGGCCAGCCAGGGGGCUUGGUGGGCUGCCCAGGGGGCAGUGGUUCUCCAAUGCGCAGAGAGACUUCUGCCGGCUUCCAGAAUGGUCUCAAUUACAUCGCCAUCGACGUGAGAGACGAGUCGGGACUGGCCCAGCCACAGCCUGCAGACAAGAGUUCCUGGGGCCGGACCCGCAGCCUUGGGGGUCUCAUCAGCACCGUGGGCGGCGGCGGGUGUGGGGGCCCGGGCCCUGGCGCCCUGCCCUCCACCAGUACCUACGCCAGCAUUGACUUCUUGCCCCAUCACUUGACCGAGGCCACCGUGGUGAAAGAGUGAAGAUGGGUCGCGCUGCACAACCAUGACGUCGCACAUCGGAGAUGUCAUUAAAGGAAGAGGCUCGGUGUCUUUUUUCACUGAAGCUGCUCAUGGUUGCUUUUGGAUCUGAGCGAUUCCUGUGUUGUGAGACCUCCAUGGGCCGUUGUCAGACAUGGAGCCGCCGGGCAGGCCACCUGCCUCCCCUGCUCCUUCCGUGCCGGGCUCAUCAUUUGUGCUGUUUGUGUUUGUUCUGUUCUGUUAUGUUUUUCUAACGAAAUUAGCUGAAGAAGUUAUGCCCAAGACAUUUGGACGUUUUCUUGGCCUCCUUACAUUGUGGGCAGUGUCUUAAUCUCUUCUCACUUUGGUUUUGGCAAAACAAAUGUGCCCCUCGGCAUGCUUGGAGAUUCCACCAAUCCCCGUGAAAGUGGUAAAAUCUGGUAUUUACUGGCUUACACUCAAAAUUACCACAGUGCUACCUCAGUUCAAGGUAAAGCCGGAUGGGCGUGGCGGGGGCUCGGCAGGACCGCUGCGCUCCUGCUCCAUGGCUGACGUGCAGUCAUCGGCCUUAUCGAACUGACCAUGAACCUAUAAUAGCUCUGCUUCCAAAAAAGUAGAGCUAGAGUGGACGGCUACUUGUCGGAUUCUAGCCCAGGUACCUGCAACGUUUACUUACACACAGAGCCGGCCCAGUGCAGGACUGACGUUUCUCAAUGGAAGUGAAAUUUGGGAUUGGACUUUGAAGAUGGAUUAAUAAUAAUUAUUAUUAAAUGUAACUGAAGCGACCUACUUUUGAGAAUCAUCAACUGUAUUGGGUAGUGGGGGUGGGGGGAGGGAAGGGGUUUGGGAAGGGGUGAAUAUCUCUUUUUACCUUUGACAGACUUGUUUGAUCUCCUCUGUGGAUGUUAAUGUAGGCACUUCACAUACGCAAAAGCCUUUUAUCCUAUUUACAAGCUCAAAUGUCUCUGCUGUCCUUAAUCUUGGGCUUGCAUUUCUUUAACCAAAAAUUCACGUAGGCAUGCUAUGGUCCAGGUUUGGCAGAUUUAAUUUUUUUAAAUGUAUCAUCUUUAACACAAAGCUAUUACGUUGGCCAACAAGUCUGCCCUGAACAAAAAUUAAAAAAACAAACAAACAAAAAAAGACAAAAACAAAAAAAUAAAAAACAAAGAAAAAUAAAAGAAAUAAAAUGAUAAAAAGAGGUGUUUAGGCCCUCAUGUUAUUAAUGGAAAAAAAAGAAGAAAAGCCAAUCUUUGCAGUACAUGUUAUGUUGCUUGUCAGAAAGAGUCCCUGACAAGACCACUCUUCUUGUUUUAUGUUUUCAGUGUUCUGAAAAUGUCAGUGUUGUGGCAGUUAUCACAGACGUCACCUUACCUGCUGAUCUCGGCCAGCAGAGCACUCUGCCGUCUUGCGGCUCCCUGGACGUGCCAUCAGAGGGCUUUGGCCUCUCCCUCCGUGGGGGCACCCCAGUGCCUGUCUUCUCUGAUAGUCAGUGGAGAGGUUAGCUAAUUCAUUGAGAUGUGAGUUGUUGGGUUUUUUUUUUUUUUGAGAAAAAUAUAUAUAAAUAUAUAGAUAUAUAUAUCAUUAUAGAAUAAUGCAUUAAUGAGGCUUUUUUUAGAGGAAGACCAAAAAAUUCAAUGUCUUAAAAUUAUAUUUAAUGGCAAUGCAAACGUCUUCCUGCUUCCGUGCUGAACUUCAGAACAGAGGAUUGUAUUGCAAGACAAAGUUGAAUGUAAAGCGAUCCCCCGAACAUGUGUAAGGUCUUACUUCCCUGAAACCACACAUCACAGCAGUGCACAGGCCCCAUGAUGUCAGUUGCAAGGUUAGUUUCAGCGAAUGGUAGGCUUUAUUGAGAUGUAUAAAGCAUCCUGAAGUUUUUACUGAGUUUUGGGAAUGGGAACGGAUGGGUGGCACCCCCCGCCCCACCUCCCCGUACAUCAUGACUGAGUGUGGGCCCUGCUGAGUGCAGCGCUGACGCGUCCCCAGGGAGCCCUCGGUACUGAGAGCGGUUGUGACACUACACCCAUGGUUCAUGUCCACACUGCAACUUAAAACGAGCAAAACACAAAGUCGGUAAGACGCGAAAUUUUCUUCUAUCCUGUACAUUUCAGAAAAAAAGAAAAAGGCAUAUGCAAUAUUUACAUUUUUAAUUUAGUUUACAGAAUGGAACCAAAAUGUAUAAAUGUUAUGUUUGCUAAAACUUCACAAUGUAUAUUGGGUCUUUGUACAUUUUGCCUGACUUACCUUAAAUUUAAAAUAUUUUUUGCUAUAUAAACUUUAACAGUUAUUAAACAGUGUUUUCUUUUUGGGUACGCAUUGUUUCUGGAUAUCAAGAUGUUAAAUAUAUUUCUUGCUAUUGUGAUAUGACAAGAGACGUAACUUAUCUUGCUGUCUUCCACUGCACACGCUGUAAAUAGGGGUUGAUGUCAUGCUGCUGGGAUGAGAAUAAGCUGGACUAGAGUAGUGCUUUGUAGUCUAUACCCGUCAUGGACGCCCUCCUUGAUAGCCAUAUGCAAUAAAAUAAAGUACAUUAUUUAUGAAAUGAA